Messenger RNA from Schistocerca piceifrons (Central American locust), 1083 nucleotides. RefSeq names its product trypsin alpha-like. The coding region runs from base 1 to 1083 and encodes 360 amino acids. Gene Ontology annotation, biological process: proteolysis. Gene Ontology annotation, molecular function: serine-type endopeptidase activity. The transcript is spliced from 3 exons. The record is from RefSeq and is a predicted model, not a curated record. NCBI's taxonomy places the organism in Eukaryota, Metazoa, Arthropoda, Insecta, Orthoptera, Acrididae.
AUGUGGACGCCCCUUAUCGUUCCCGCGACGGCCUUCCUCCCAGACCGUCGCGACUCCCUCUCGUCUUCCGACACAAAGGGACGAACACGCAAACAACGUUCACCUAAAGGGUGCAACAGUAGGCGCCAUACCGUCUCGGAACGAGACACAACACAUCCCCCUGAGGCUUCAGAGGCCGUCCGGCUCGACGAGGCCUUGAAGGACCUGCACGACGACACGAAUGACGACAACAUGACGCCGGCUGUGGCUAUGGCUGUGCUGGCCCCUACACUACUGGCUCGCCCAGUGGAACCUGAACCAACUGGACUACUCCGUUGCUACUACCGCCAAGGCGUCCUGCGCUCCUACGAACGAAGUGGAACGGCGCGGCCCGUGUUCUUUGGCCGGGGUCGGGUCAUCGGAGGCAGUGAUGCCAGCAUCUCUGACUACCCUUACCAGGCGUCGCUGCUGCAAGAUGGCUCCCAUUUCUGCGGCGCUUCCAUCAUUAGCGGGACCUGGACUCUCACUGCCGCCCACUGCGUCUUGGGUACGUCCGCGAGCAGGCUGGGCAUGCGCGUAGGCACGACGACGCGUGACAGCGGCGGCAGUGUUCACAGCGCGUCCUCUGUUGCAUGGCACGAGAGUUACAAUUUCUACACGAAUGACUACGACAUCGCAGUAGUGCAGAUCUCUGACUCCUUCCCCCUGGGAGCUAACGUGCAGGUUGUGAGUCUCGCCGCCGCGAAUUACGACCCACCUGGCGGCCUCGCUGCCACGCUGACCGGCUGGGGCUCGGUGGAGUUCAACGGCGGCGUGGUGGACACCCUCCAGAAGGUGGACCUCAGCGUCAUGGACCGGCAGGCGUGCCAGAGCUACAUGGACUCGACGCCGUUGCCGCCGCUCGAGGUGACGCAGCGCAUGGUGUGCGCCGGCGAGGCGGGGCGGGCUGCGUGCCAGGGCGACUCUGGGGGACCACUUGUCAGCGCCGGGACGCAGAUCGGCGUCGUCUCGUUCGGCAUGUACGCCGCCUGCGAGAGCUCCGGCACAGUAUUCGCCAACGUCGGCAAUCUGCGGACCUGGAUUACUAGCAAGGCCAACGUUUAG